Molecule: messenger RNA, 1161 nt
Organism: Ylistrum balloti
Lineage: Eukaryota; Metazoa; Mollusca; Bivalvia; Pectinida; Pectinidae
Product: FO synthase-like
Exons: 1
Coding region: 1-1161 (386 amino acids)
Molecular function (GO): 4 iron, 4 sulfur cluster binding; 7,8-didemethyl-8-hydroxy-5-deazariboflavin synthase activity
Source: RefSeq, a predicted model, not a curated record
AUGGAUCUCUCAAGUCCUAUUUCUAAAGAGACAGCUUACGAUUUAACUGGUGUAAAAGAAAAACACUUAGUAGAGUUGUUUACCGCUGCAGCUAAACGUAGAACAGCUUACUGGGGAAAAACACUAACCUUUUCACCAAAAGUCUUUUUACCUGUAACAAAUUUAUGCCGUAACUUUUGUGACUAUUGUUCUUUUCGGCGCUCUCCAGGACAAGUUGGAGAGUGGACAAUGACACCCAGUGAAAUCACAGCAGCCCUGCAACAAGGACAAGAAAACAACUGUAUAGAAGCCCUACUUUGUCUAGGAGACACACCGGAAACAACAUUUAAAAGCUAUGCCAAGUUACUUCAUAACUGGGGGUUUGAAUCAACGGUUGACUAUCUCUACUGGUCAGCAAAAGAGGCAUUAGCACAUAACCUCCUGCCCCAUACAAAUGCAGGCAUCCUAAAAAAAGACGAUAUGGUGAAGCUACGCGAAGUCAAUGUUAGUUUAGGGUUAAUGCUAGAAAAUGUUAGCUUAAGACUUUGCAGCAAAGGCAUGCCCCAUUAUCGUGCUAAAGAUAAACACCCUGAUCGCCGGCUACACAUGACACAACAAGCAGGAGAACUACGUAUUCCGUUCACAUCGGGCUUACUUAUUGGUAUCGGUGAGACACGUCAGGAACGUAUUGACACACUCUUAGCUAUUCGUGACUUACACCGUGCUUACGGUCAUAUUCAAGAGGUCAUUGUCCAAAACUUUCGUGCCAAAGAAACAACACCGAUGUCUGAAUAUCCAGAACCUAAUGCUCAGGAUAUUGCCUGGACAGUAGCAGUUGCGCGCCUCAUCUUAGAGGACGAGAUUAGUGUACAGGCCCCACCCAAUUUAAAUCCCAGCACGAUACAAACAUUAAUUGCAGCUGGUAUUAAUGAUUUCGGCGGUAUUUCCCCAGUAACACCAGAUUAUAUUAAUCAUACGCAUCCCUGGCCAAUGAUUGACCAUCUACGUAACCUGUGUCAAGAAAUGGGGUUUUCUCUUAAACCACGUCUCCCGAUAUAUGAACGUUAUAUGACGUCAACAUGGUUAGAUGCUAGCCUACAUGAACACGUCCAAAAACAGUCCUAUCGAUUACAAACCUUAUUCGAUGUACCACCCCAAAAAAUGGGUAGGCCCGCAGCUUAA